This is a messenger RNA of Diaporthe amygdali, 1284 nucleotides long. RefSeq lists its product as uncharacterized. The record is from RefSeq and is a predicted model, not a curated record. The coding region runs from base 1 to 1284 and encodes 427 amino acids. The transcript is spliced from 5 exons. NCBI's taxonomy places the organism in Eukaryota, Fungi, Ascomycota, Sordariomycetes, Diaporthales, Diaporthaceae.
AUGAAAGUGUUCAACUCGUUACUUACUCAGGGUCUCUUGCUCUUUUGGCUAUGCUUCUACGUCUCUGCUCUGAGUAACGAAACUCGUGACUACAGCCUUACCACAUGUGGAGAAACAUGCCUCGACCAGGCUGUCGCCGAGGUAGGCUGCAGCUCUUCGGCAACAGCCUGCCGAUGUCAAUACCAGACCAUGGUCAUAGCAAGCAGCUGUUCGGAUGCGAACUGCACCAUGGCUGACACACUCACUCAAGCUAGUGUCUGCGAUGUGCCUUCCGAGAACUCAUCCACAGCAUCCAUAGUGGGCGGUAUUGUGAGCGCCAUCUUCUUGUCUGUGCUAACAGUCGUUCGACUUGCGGGAAAACGCGCGGUCCGGAACUGGGGCCUGGACGACUUGAUCAUGGCCAUCAGCUUCGUCCUUGCUCUUAUUGUGAUCGGGCUCUCCAUUUACAUGUCAUAUCGUGGCAUGGGCAGACACAUGUGGGAUCUGCAAGACGGUCAAGUGCUUGAGGUCCUCGAGAGCCUCUUUAUAGCUACGGCUAUUUACCCUAUUCUUCUAGCUUUGGUCAAGAUAUCUAUCGUCCUCCUUUACCUUGGCAUCUUCCCAUCCAAGGGGUUUCAGAUCGCGGCAUGGGCGGUUGUGGGCUUUAUCGCCGUCUCUGGUCUGGCGAUGGAUCUCUUCGCCGUGCUCACCUGCAGCCCAAUAGAGCAUGCAUGGAACAAAGACAUUAAGCCGGGCCGUUGCAUCUCUGAAAUUCUUCCAAGCGGAAUGGGUGCGGCCGUGGGCGUGAUCCAGGAUGUGGCCGUUGUUGUUCUUCCGGCCAUUCAAGUCCGCAAACUGCAAAUGAAGAAGAGACAGAAGGUCCUUGUGAUGGGUCUGUUCUGUUUGGGAGCUUUUGGCUGUCUCGCUGCUGUCGCCCGCCUCGUUUCCGUCAUAGAGAAUCGCCGUAUCAUCGAUCCUACGUGGCAGUACGCAAGUAUGGGCGCUUGGUCUGGGAUUGAGCUCGUGAUCGUUUACACGGGCGCCUGCUUGCCACUCAUGCGAGGGUUCCUCGGCCUCGUGUGGCCAAAGAAGUUCGGGCCGAGCAUGCAGGAGCGGCGCACGGCUGGCCAACCAGUCGACCACUCAGGGGCUUCCACUCAUCCAGGUCUGACCCAUGAGAUGAAUCAGCUGCAAGAGCCGCCAUCAUCUCACCAACCGGGCAGAAACGACUGGGAUCAGGAGUCCUCUGAUACAAUCGAUGAAGCGGCUCAGACUUCUCACGAUUAUUUAUCACGAUCAGCAUGA